Molecule: messenger RNA, 1365 nt
Organism: Prunus dulcis (almond)
Lineage: Eukaryota; Viridiplantae; Streptophyta; Magnoliopsida; Rosales; Rosaceae
Product: pentatricopeptide repeat-containing protein At3g13160, mitochondrial-like
Exons: 1
Coding region: 94-1239 (381 amino acids)
Cellular component (GO): chloroplast
Molecular function (GO): protein binding
Source: RefSeq, a predicted model, not a curated record
AUUGUUUUUCAUUCUCUUCUUACUUACUAUCGGGUAACCCACAAAAGUGCCAAAACCCAAAGCCCCACAGUCAGCCACCACCACUGGCGAACGAUGUCUUUCUCUCGCAUCCUCCAGCGCGCCUUCUGCACCAGCACCCAACCCAACCCCACUACCAGGCAGAGCAUUAAGGCCAUCUCCACCGACCUCUACAAAGAGCGCAACCUCAAACGCCUCGUCGAGAAGUUCAAGAAGUCCUCUGAGAUCUAUCGCUUCCGAACCAAAACCUCCAUUUACGAGGAUGCCGUUCGCCGCCUCGCCGCCGCAAAACGUUUCAAGUGGAUCGAAGAGAUCCUAGAGGACCAGAAGAAGUACCCGGACUUCUCCAAUGAGGGCUUCGCUGUCCGACUCGUUUCGCUAUACGGUAAAGCCGGUAUGCUUGAAAAUGCCCAGAAGGUGUUCGACGAAAUGCCUGAUAAAAACUGCGAGCGCACGGUGUUGUCAUUUAACGCCCUCUUGGCGGCUUGCAUUAACUCCAAAAAAUUCGACAAGGUUGAUGAGGUUUUUAGAGGGGUCUCGCAGAAGUUGUCAAUUGAACCGGAUGUGGUGUCCUAUAAUACUAUGAUCAAGGCGUUUUGUGAGAUGGGUUCGUUGGAUUCCGCUGUUUCGAUGCUGGGUGAGAUGGAGAAGAAGGGCAUGAAGCUGGAUGCCAUCACGUACAACACGAUUUUGAAUGGUUUAUAUGCACAUAGUCGGUUUUUGGAUGCUGAGAAGCUAUGGGGUCGAAUGGUGGAGAAGAAUGUUGUUCCUGGUGUUAGGUCUUACAAUGCCAAAUUGCGGGGGUUGGCUUCAGAGAAGAGAACUGAAGAAGGGGUUGAGUUAUUUGAGGAAUUGAAGAACAAUAGAAUAAAACCUGAUGUGCUUAGCUUCAAUGCCUUGAUCAAGGGCUUUGUUGAUGAGGGGAAAUUGGAAAAAGCUAAGAAGUGGUACCAUGAAAUGGGGAAGAGCAAUUGUGCUCCGCAGAAAUGGACUUUCCAGACGCUUGUUCCCUUUGUUUGUGAGAAGGGUGAUUUGGACUUUGCCAGUGAGCUCGGGGAGGAAAUUUUCAAAAGGCGCCUUCUCGUGGAUGCAGCGUUGUUGCAGAUUGUGGUGGAUGGGCUGGUUAAGGCCUCUAGGAUUGAGGAGGCAAAUAAGCUUGUGAAACUUGGGAAGUCAAAUUGUUACCGGCGUUAUAAUCUCAAGUUGCCUACAGAGGAAUAAUGCAUUUCUUUUGAUGUUUGUUCUGUUUUGCAAAUUGCAUGUUAUGGUUUAUGAUUCAAAGCACAAAAUGGUAAGGAAAUAUGGAACUCUUUUGAAGUGGAAGUUUGAUCGAUUUUGUUUUCUGAA